GGUUUUAUUUCUUGUAGAAAAAUUUAUUUGUGGUAUAUUUUUCAAUGUUUAAGACGUUUAGCUAAUUUAUUCGUGAGUUUUGUGUGUUUUGCUUGAUCAUCCGUUCGAGAAAACAAGAAAAAUACUUUUAGUGUAAAUUAUCCGUAGACACGCCAAUUUGUAAAAGACGUUGCAACUUAAUGGAACUCGAAACUGGAUAUGGAAUUCGAAUAUAAAAUAAUCGAGUAAUACAUCGUCAAAAAAAUAUAAGGAUAAUCAGGAAAUGACGGCGCCAACGAAUUUUCCAUCCGAAAAAGUGAUUUGUAAUAAAAACAUCAUGAGAACACAAAGAAUCACGAAAAUUGUUUACGAGAAACGGAUAAAGCACGGCACGUCUUGUAGCCAAAACAGCAUAAACAGGAUGUUGUUAAUAAUAUCUUCGGUGUUUAUAGCUUUAAAUUUACCAAGCUAUUUGGUAAGGCUUUGCGUCUACUUCGAAGGUAUAGCUGAAAUAAGAUUCUUUCGUAUUUAUUUCGAGUGUCUCCAACAAUUCGCUAUGAUUUUAUACUACACCAAUUUCAGUAUUAAUUUUUUGUUAUACACCAUGUGCGGAAAAGCCUUCAGAAUGUGCUUAAAGACAUUCGUCAGUGAUAUUUUCAAAAAACUUUUUUGUUUCCCAAAUAGAACUCCGGGCUUCCAAUUGUGAAAUGGUUUUUUUGGAAAUUGUAUGAUACGAAAAUAAAUGUACAAAAAUAAA
Molecule: messenger RNA, 736 nt
Organism: Diorhabda sublineata
Lineage: Eukaryota; Metazoa; Arthropoda; Insecta; Coleoptera; Chrysomelidae
Exons: 4
Coding region: 263-685 (140 amino acids)
Biological process (GO): G protein-coupled receptor signaling pathway
Cellular component (GO): plasma membrane
Molecular function (GO): G protein-coupled receptor activity
Source: RefSeq, a predicted model, not a curated record